Centropristis striata (black sea bass) is the source of this 7505-nucleotide messenger RNA. Its product is annotated as nuclear factor 1 X-type-like. NCBI's taxonomy places the organism in Eukaryota, Metazoa, Chordata, Actinopteri, Perciformes, Serranidae. Gene Ontology annotation, molecular function: DNA-binding transcription factor activity, RNA polymerase II-specific; RNA polymerase II cis-regulatory region sequence-specific DNA binding. Gene Ontology annotation, biological process: regulation of transcription by RNA polymerase II. The record is from RefSeq and is a predicted model, not a curated record. Gene Ontology annotation, cellular component: nucleus. The transcript is spliced from 14 exons. Bases 2284 to 3954 code for a protein of 556 amino acids.
AAUAAAUAAAUUUUACACGCACAUUCAGCAGGUUCAAUACUGUGAGGCCAAGAUUAUUUAUAGUAAGAUUUAAAAUGUUCAUUUAGUUGUCUUGAUUUAACCCAAUAGUUUAUAUUUAUUUUUUAAAAGCCUGAAAUUUAAAAUAUGAAACAAAAAGAGAUGGGUAUAAAAUGAUCUGCCUGCAUGUGCAGAGCCAAUGCUUUCAACUUGUCUUUAUUUUAAUUUGGUUUUUAUUAACAUAUUUUCAAAAAUUUGUUGUAAUGUUUUCUUGGGUUUGGUGCAAUCACUUUCAUCUGCAGCUAAACAUUUUCUGAAAGGCUAUUUUCUGUGUGACACUCCCUUUUUGGACACCAUGAUGUCCUCACAAGUCCUGCUGGCCAAAUUCAUUUAUACCAAAACUAGCUGCGGCUCAUUCCAGGACAUGAACAGGUCACAUAAAUAACUUAACUCUCUUAAUUUGAAAGUCCACUUUGAACUUCCCUUUGGCUCUUUCCCUAAAUAAUCAGAGAUCAUGUCCACGUGUCUUGUCUUUCUGCUGUCUUGGACGGGUCUCUGUCUCCUGGCUGCUGCUGCUGCUGCUGGUGCAGACCUUUAUAGUCUGCAACAACUACUUUCAUAAGAAAAAGCUAAUUUUGAGUUAUUUCCCUAAAGUCAGAUCUUUUUUGGCUCCCAGUUGGUCUGUAACAUCUCAGUCACAUUUAAUCCUGUUGCUUCACUGCGUUUUUCUGCUGUAAGACGCUAAAUCUGUUAGUAAAGUGUUUUAUAAAAGCUUUAAAGUUUGCUAAAUUCCACCAUUGCCAUUACACUUACCAGCAUUGUGAAUAUUAAAAGACUACAUUUAACAUAAUCCAGAAAUAUGGGCGAAAACCUGCCGUCAAAACCGUCCUGAAGCUGAACUUUUGCACUGACAAAGGCUUUUUAUAUUUGAAUGAUCAGCUGCAUGGAGACAGAUCACUGGCACUCUUUCCUUAAAUGAACCCACUGAACCCACGUGAACCUUUUUAUUGCUUUAUCUUCGCUCCAGACUGAAACAUUAAAAAAGAAAAAACUACGGAAAGCGAGCAGGGAUCAGCUCGGGGUCGUGCCCAUGCUGCACAGUGCCACUCUUGAACCCAACAGUACAUGCAGGGCGGUAGGUAGGAGCCAGUGCAACCCUUAAUCCCCGCCGUUCGUGAUUUAGCCCCUGGUCCUCCUAAUUCUCCUAAAGCCCCAGCUGCUCCCCUGGCCGCUCCGCUCUCUCCGCGACAGCCUGCACACCGCUCGCUUUAUUAAUAAUUCACCUAAUAAUUCACCAGCGCGACGCUGCCGGCUGAAGCCCCCACCUCCACUGUAAACAACUGCCCUAAUUCCCCGGCUAUUAUUUGUGUGUGUCUGUAAACAGGCUGCGGAGGUGAGCUAUUUAGCGGCUGAUAUUUUUUGCUCGGGAGGGAAGUGUUGGACUGCCUGUCGUCGCUGCCGGAGCGCACGGAGAGCUUCCAUUUUACGCACCGGAGCCGCGCAGCCGAAGCACCGGACCGAACUACGUGUCGCUGUGCAGGCAUUCUGCAGCGAUCUGAAGAAGCACAAAACGCAAGCUGCUCUUUCAUCUCGUCAGCUUUUUGAGGAGGAGGCGGCGAGGGACCAGGGGUGUCCCCCCGUUUGUGUGUGUAACUCCGCGUGUAUGCCUGUGUGUGUGUGUUUGUGUGUGUUUGGAACAAGAGAGAGAGGAGAGAGAGAGAGAGAUACGAGGGUAAAACAGAUCGGACGCGCGGCGCGGGAGACAGCCGCUUUUAGACACGUUUUGGAGACAGAAGCUGAAGGCUGCAACACGGAAAAAUAAUAGAAAAGAAAACUUACUUUGCAUCCUCUCUCCCGUCCAUUCUUUUUUUUUUUUUUACCGUGUUACUCGUGUUAUUUCGGGUUUGUGUUUUUUUUUAGCGGCUCCCCAAUCUGCUGGACAAGUUUGGCCGCUGAAGGACGCACCACCUCGGGACUUUGACGCAGACGCCUCUCUGACUUCUAGCUGCUUGGACAUGGGGCGCAUCUGAGACGGAGGGCUCGGAGCUGCUGUCCUCUUUUCCUCCUAUCUCUUGCAGAGUGGACCCACUUUUGAAAGAGCGUGUUUUUUUCUCUAUCUGGGCCUAAGGCCGACUUGUUUAAAGGUCCUUUUUUUGCUUCCGGCAACAGCGAAAGGAGACCAAGUCUUCCUCCCUCAGCCCUCACUCCCUCUCUCACUUUUUUGGAAGCUGAACUUUUAAAGGAAAAUGGGGCAUUGAGAGGGUUGGCAGAUCUCCCCACGCUAUAAUGGCUACUGACACCUACCUGGUAAACGACGAUCCUGCUAGAGGCCCAGGGAUGCCUGAAUGUUUCCUUGUGUCUGAUACAUAUAGGGAUGAAUUCCACCCCUUCAUCGAGGCCCUGCUGCCCCAUGUCCGCGCCUUCGCCUACACCUGGUUCAACCUGCAGGCCCGCAAGCGCAAAUACUUCAAGAAGCAUGAGAAGCGCAUGUCCAAGGAGGAAGAACGUGCAGUGAAGGAUGAACUGCUGGGGGAGAAGCCAGAGAUCAAGCAGAAGUGGGCCUCGCGCCUGCUGGCCAAGCUCCGCAAGGACAUCCGGCCCGAGUUCCGUGAGGACUUUGUGCUCACCAUCACGGGGAAAAAGCCCCCCUGCUGCGUGCUGUCGAACCCCGACCAGAAGGGCAAGAUCCGUCGCAUCGACUGCCUGCGCCAGGCUGACAAGGUGUGGCGGCUGGACCUGGUGAUGGUCAUCCUGUUCAAGGGCAGCCCCCUGGAGAGCACGGACGGGGAGCGGCUGGUCAAGUCACCACAGUGCACCAACCCUGGCCUGUGCGUCCAGCCACACCACAUCGGAGUGUCCGUCAAGGAGCUGGACCUCUACCUGGCCUACUUCGUCCACACGCCAGAAUCCGGACAAUCAGAAAGCUCCAGCCAACAGGGGGACACAGACAUCAAACCACCGCCCAAUGGGCACCUGAGUUUCCAGGACUGCUUCGUCACCUCAGGGGUGUGGAACGUGGCAGAGUUGGUCAGAGUGUCGCAGACUCCUGUAGCCACGGCGUCAGGUCCCAACUUCUCACUGGCUGACCUGGACAGCAGUCCCAGCUACUACAACAUCAACCCGGUGGCUCUGGGACGACGCUCCCUCACCUCCCCUCCUUCCACCAGGUCUGAGGUGGAGUUGUACGCAAACCUUCCACGGAGCUCCACCAAGAGGAAGUCUUUAGAUGACAGUGAGCUGGAGAGCCCCACAGAUGAUGUUUUCUACCCUGGACGCUCGCCUGCUGCCAGCUCCUCCCAGUCCAGUGCGUGGCCUAACGACAUGGAUGCAGUGCAGCACCAUUUGGCGAGUGUGCAGGAGAGGAAGAUAAAACAUGAAAACGAUGGCGUGCAGUUUCCUUACCAUGGACUGUCCUCGCCUGGUUCACUUAAGAAGCCGGGGAAGUUUGAUUUCAACGCCCUGACUUCCCAGACGAGGUCCCCCCGCAUGGCGUUCACACACCACCCGCUGCCUGUGCUGGCAGGAGUGAGACCAGGGAGUCCCCGUGCCUCAGCCUCAGCCCUGCACUUCCCCUCCUCCUCUAUCAUCCAGCAGUCCAGCCCGUACUUCACCCACCCCACCAUACGCUACCAUCACCACCAGGACCCGCUUAAGGAGUUUGUGCAGUUUGUGUGCACCGAUGGCACAGGACAGCCCAGCGCACAGCCUAAUGGAGGUGGCCAGAGCAAAAUGCCGGGCUCCUUCCUGCUGCCCCCGCCACCCCCAGUGGCGCGCCCCGUGCCCCUCCCCAUGCCCGACUCUAAAAUCAUCAGCACGCCCACUGACGGCGGACUCAGCUCACCCGCAUCUCCGUCAUACUCCACGCCAGGCUCCACAGCUCCCAACCGGUUUGUCGGCAUCGGAACACGGGACAACUUUCUGAAUAUCCCCCAGCAGACUCAGUCCUGGUUCCUCUGACAAGGCCUCUCUGAAUCAAGAGCCUAAAUUGUGUCAUGUAAAUUGGAAAUUUGAAAAACAAACACAUCACCGCUGAUUAAGAACAGACUGCUGACACUAAAAGGUCUUUCCCUCUAGCCAACACUAUUCAAAGUACUACUACAGAACUCCAAAAAAUAUUUAAAAAAAUAACCCACACCACCCCACAAGAGGACUCCCAAUCCCAACACAAUUUGAACAGGAACGUUCUUCCCCCUUUAUGCAGGAGGCUUCAAUGAGAUUGAGUGGACAGACUCAGAAUGCAAAGAAGAGGAAGACGAGGAACUGUCUCACCACGAAACGUCAGAAAGGAAACACAAUAUAGCAACCUGACAAAUGACCAAUUAUACAUUUGUUGUUUCUUUUUUUUUCCUUUUUUAUUAUAAUUUUUUUUAUUUUGUUGUCUCCACAAUGAAACUCCAUGCAUUGGCUGGGAGAUCCAAAAAAGUAGUGGUAAAAGGUGAAGUCGGAUGUGCAAGUUGAAAAGAUUGACACCUAAAUUUGCACGCCUCCAUGCCCAUGUAUUUCCCCAUGCACCUUUCCUCCAGGCGCAUGGUCCCACUAACCCCCCCACCCCCACCCCCACCACCACCACCACACCUGGAGCUCAACACUGCGCAGGGUCCUGACCGUUAACCGCAGCCACCUACCUGCGUGCCGCCACACUCUGCUGCUUCAUCCGCUCAGCCCUGAGCCUCUUUUCAUUUCCGAUUGGCCAAUCAUGGUGACACUAUCCAAUGGUGUGACAUAUAUGCACUAAGUGGCUGGUCUUUGUUUACCUGUCGAAGUAUCAGGGCGUCCUGCUGUGGGAGAAGUGAUAGCCAUGAGGCGAGUGCGAGCGAGUGAACACACGACAGACAGUCAUAACACUAACUCUACAUGUGCUCUUUCGUCCCCUCACCUAUGCACUAUUAAUUUUAAUAAGGGAUGAACAGUAUUGCACAUCGAUGGUCAGAUGAGCGAUUAGCGAAGUGAGUUGAGGCCGGCUGCCGCUGCAGGGACGUGGCUGCGCUAACAUUAAGUCUCGGCCCUGAAACACACAGCACACAUAUGCACAGACACAAACACACAAACGCGCACGCUUGCAGACAGCACAUACAGACCAUCUUCUCCGGAACGGUCCGUCACACAACCACUCAUAAUAUCAUCUUGUUGUUUUUCAUAGACCUGGCAUUUAAUUUACAGUAAUGCUCACGCAGCUUCAUAUUAUUAGCUUUCAUUUUGUUUGUAGGUGUUUUCUUGCGGAUUCUUUUUUUUUUUUCUUUGGUUUUGGUUUUCGUCUCACUUGGAUUGUUUUAACCUUCUCUUGCAUGUCAUUACACUUUUUCUGUAGUUUGCAGUAACACAUUAAGUAUCAGGCUCAGAUUUCAGCGAAACAGUAACAGCAGUUUCUCAAAUCUCUCACAUAUGGACAGCACAGUAACACCAGCACAUCACAUGCAUCCCUUGCAUUGCUUCACCCUGUAUCCCUUAGUCCCUUCACAGUAAAUACAAAAUACCUAGGACUCCACACACAGACACAGACACACAUAUAAAAUGCACACUAACACCUCCAACAACCUGACAUAAAGUAAUAAAGGGAAAAGCCUUUAUAUUUGGUUCUCCAAACUGCCUUUGUUAAUGGUUUUUCAUUCACUUAAGAUUUGUCUUUUUAAUUUGAGAUAUUUUUUUCUAUGUAAAUGUUCACAUUGAAAUUUGCUAUUUGGUAUUAUUUCAUCAUGACACAAUCCAACAAAAACCGACCUCACAAAAUAACUGGACUGCCUAGCUGUUGGUUCUGUUUUGCAGGGAUAGUAAACAGGGCUGAGACCCUGUUCUCAGCCUCUCUAGUAACAUUAGCUCUAUGUACUAAAACCGUAUAUCAAGACUAUAACAAUAUAUGAAAGUGCCUCUGUAUUCCCUUCAUGCAAUUAGUAAUAAACUUCAGGUUCUCUUCCCACAUAUAAGCUAAAGCUACAGGGAAUGGUAGCGUUGGUGCAUGUGGAAACCAUUGGCCUAGGACAGAUCUUUAUAGAGGACUGCAAACUUUUUUUUGUAAAGACAGAGAGAGAGAGAGAUCUUAUACAUAUAUAUUUAUGAUAUAUGCUCCUUUUUAACUUUUACUACAUGAGCUGGUUGGCAGUCUAGUUAUUUUCUGAACUUUCACCUUCUCUCCCCCUCCACAAACCCGUUUUCAGUAACAUCACCUCACUGUUACCAGUACGAAUCAAACGACACACGCCAUCGCCAUCUGCAGCGCAGCAUUAUAAUACCUAGAUGAACAUGUCAAAAAUCGACAGUAGGUUUGAAGAAAAAAAAAGUGUUUGUUUUUUGAUGGAAAGUAUUAUUAUUGAAAAAUAUGUGUCGAUUGAGCCACGUGCAAUGCAUUGGGUAGAUCAUUGUGUUUGUCUGUUAGAGAUUUUUAAGAAAGCUAAGAGAAAAGAGAAAAAAAAUGUAUUUGUUUCAAGUCCGUAAGCUCCGGGACUCUAAACUAGAGGGCAAUGAAAAAUCCUAGUCUUUGUAAGUUGGGGGUAUUUGUUUUUAUUUCCUUUGUCUCUUUUUUAAUGUUUUACGUGUAAUCAGUUGUUUAUAAAAAUGUGGGAGGGCUGAAGGAAAAAAAAAAUUCUACACAACUUGAGAAAGAAAAUUCUCUAUCAUCAGAUGAAAACUGGUGCUUUAACACUAUAAAGUACAUUCAGAACUAUUGUAAAUGAAUGGUGAUGAACAAAAAUAACAAGACCAUUUAGGAAACAGCAUUAUUCCUCUCUCUAUUUUUAUUCUUCUUCUAUUUGUAUUGAGCGAGCGGGGGGAGAGGUUCCUAUUCCUUAAGGUUGUGACACAAAAGGCAUUUUGGUUCAACCUUUAGAAAAAAAAACAAAAAACAAACCUUAUACUGUCAAGAAACACUUCCGAUAGCAUACCUGUGCACUGCCUGAAACUCACCAGCAGAAAAAAAACAAAACAAACCCUCCCAAUUUAACUAAUUUUUAUCUCAUACAUUGGCAUAAACACACGACAAGUUCCUCCCUGUAACGCCGAUGAUGCUUCACACCCAGAAAUCUUUUAUUCCCAUGAUCAUGUUGAUACGUUGGAUAAUAUUCAGCAGGAUGUGUCGAGACCCACAUGCAAUGGAAUGAGAAAUAGACCUUUUGUAAACAGAAAAAGGGGCGAAAAAAAGUAGCUUAAAAUCAGGACAAAAUAUAUAUAUCUGAGGUCUUUAUGAAACAGACAGCAAGGUGAGCCUCUCCCCUGUUCCACCCCUCCUCUGUAAAUGACUCUUAUAGUGCUUGUGCUGUAGUGUAUAGUUUCCCAGCAGUUAAAGGUUGUCCCUUAAAAGUGCCUUUUGUUCACAGACUCCAUUUUGUAAUCCAGAUCGCCCCCCCUUUUUUUUUUUCGAAACGGCUCGAGGUAGCGGGUUGGCCCUGAGUGCCACGAGGAGGCAAAAAGGUUGUCACCCAAUCAGCACUCGGGGACAGCUCUUUUCCCUUCUGCCUUCGAAAUGAAUCCCCUCCAUUGUACCUCCCUUAUAUCCUCUCUUCCUUUUCAAAGCCGUA